Messenger RNA from Ceratosolen solmsi marchali, 1760 nucleotides. It is a transcript of the gene CycK, whose product is annotated as cyclin K. Gene Ontology annotation, biological process: regulation of transcription by RNA polymerase II. NCBI's taxonomy places the organism in Eukaryota, Metazoa, Arthropoda, Insecta, Hymenoptera, Agaonidae. Gene Ontology annotation, molecular function: cyclin-dependent protein serine/threonine kinase regulator activity. The record is from RefSeq and is a predicted model, not a curated record. The coding region runs from base 286 to 1521 and encodes 411 amino acids. The transcript is spliced from 7 exons.
AUAUACGUAUAGGCGCGUGUAUGCUUUUUCUAUUGCAUGCAGCGAUUAGCGAUAUGGCUUAUGCGUCUUUCAUGCAACUUCACAGAGUUUCCUUCCAACUACCGUGUCGACCAUAGUUAUAUUUCUGAAUAUUAAUAAAGCUGUACCACUAUUGUAGGUUAUUUAAUUAUUUAUAAGAUCGUUAAAUUUGCCAGUAUAAGCAAAAAUAUCGAAAGUUCAUAAACAAUGCUAUAAUUGGUAUUAUUAUCUACGCUUUUCAUUAAAUACUUGUACUGACUUUACAAAAUGCCUUGCUGGUAUUAUGAAAAGAAGGAGCUUCGAAACACGCCUUCCAUUCAGGAUGGAAUUGACUAUGAUACAGAAUGUCGAUACAGAAAAGAGGGGGCUCGAUUCAUCAUCGAUGUUGGCACAAAAAUGGACCUGGGCUACAAUACAAUGGCCACUGGUGUUGUGUAUUUUCAUAGAUUUUACAUGUUUCAUUCUUUUAAAACGUUUCCACGAUACGUGACUGCUUGCUGUUGUUUAUUUUUAGCUGGUAAAGUAGAGGAAACACCUAAGAAAUGUAAAGAUAUUAUUAAGACUGCAAAAACAUUGCUUAGCGAACAGAAAUUUUUAACUUUUGGAGAGGAUCCAAAAGAAGAAGUAAUGACAUUAGAGAGGAUUUUAAUGCAAACUAUUAAAUUUGAUUUGCAAGUAGAACAUCCAUACAGUUAUUUAUUAAAAUAUGCAAAAUGUUUAAAGGGUGAUAAAAAUAAAUUGCAAAAAAUGGUACAAAUGGCAUGGACAUUUGUUAAUGACAGUUUAUGUACCACUUUAUCCCUACAAUGGGAGCCUGAAAUUAUAGCGGUAGCUCUUAUGUAUUUAGCAGGAAAGCUAAGUAAAUUUGAUGUUGUUGACUGGAAUGGAAGACAAUCAAAACAUUUGAGAUGGUGGGAUAUGUUUGUCGAAGAUGUUACCAUGGAUCUAUUAGAAGAUAUUUGUCAUCAAGUACUGGACUUGUAUUCGCAAGCAAAUAGUGCAAAAACACCAGAUUCCCCACCUCUGCCAACAUCCAAUGAGCCCAUUAGAGACAGACCUUCGAUACAACCGGUAGUCGAAUCUGCCUCAACUACACCAAAUGCAAUGAAUUCUGCAAAAAUUCCAAAAACUGAGGCUGUAUCGGUCUCCGCAAACGGAUGUCCAUCUACAGACGUACCAGAUAGUACAAAGCCAAUGGAUGUAACUAGUCACUUUACACCAUAUUCAUCUAGUUUUCCUCAAGGAAAUACAUCGUUCCCUCCUGUUUUCCCAGCAAACAUAGCAGUACCACCACCACCACCUGUUAACACUUUAAAUCACAUUGUACCUCCGAUGCAUAUGAAUGUUUCUGGUCCUAUUCGACCUCUGCCAUCUUCGACAGCAUCUACUCAACCGUCUUUUCAUCCUCCUUAUUCUUAUCCAGCAAAUUCAAAUUACUUUACAAGUGGUACAUCAGCACCAUCUUCGAAUCCACAACGAACAUAUUAUCCGCCUCAAUCGUAACUUAGAAGUAAAUGUAGAAUAAAUACUAAUUAAUUGUAUAUCAAUACAAUAAGAUUUUUUAGUAACAUUGGAAUUAAACUCUAAUUUGAUAAUCACAUUAUUCAUGAAUAAUUUAAAGCAAUAGAGUGAUAUUAACCGCAUAAAUUAUAUAAAUAAGCAUAUUUAAUUUUCUUAAAACUCCACUGGUGAUUUCUCUUCACAUGUAAGUUUAUUGGUAGUAUUUUAAUUCGAUCAUACAA